UCUCGCGAUCUUUGGGAAGUUCCGUUGGGGAAGAUGGCGGCGGCCGCGAGCACCCUUCUCCUCUUGCCGCCCGGGACUUCAGACUGAGCCUUCCCCGGAAGAAUAGGGGCCGCUGGUGCGCUGCUUCCCCGGAGCUCAGGCCUACUUGGUUCCCCGCUUGGAGCUGGGGAAAGGCUUACCCUCCUGUGGCCGCCCCAAGACCUCACCGCUGUCGGGAUGAAGGCUCAGGGGGAAAUGGAGGAAUCGGAAAAGCUGAGUAAGAUGAGUUCCCUCUUGGAACGGCUCCAUGCAAAAUUUAACCAAAAUAGACCUUGGAGUGAAACCAUUAAGCUUGUUCGUCAAGUCAUGGAGAAGAGAGUCGUAAUGAGUUCUGGAGGGCAUCAGCAUUUGGUCAGCUGUUUGGAGACAUUGCAGAAGGCUCUCAAAGUAACAUCUUUGCCAGCAAUGACUGAUCGUUUGGAAUCAAUAGCCAGACAGAAUGGACUGGGCUCUCAUCUCAGUGCCAGUGGCACUGAAUGUUACAUCACGUCAGAUAUGUUCUAUGUGGAAGUGCAGUUAGAUCCUACAGGACAGCUUUGUGAUGUAAAAGUGGCUCACCAUGGGGAGAAUCCUGUGAGCUGUCCAGAGCUUGUACAGCAGUUAAGGGAAAAGAAUUUUGAUGAGUUUUCUAAGCACCUUAAGGGUCUUGUAAACCUGUAUAACCUUCCAGGAGACAACAAACUGAAGACUAAAAUGUAUUUGGCUCUCCAAUCAUUAGAACAAGACCUUUCUAAAAUGGCAAUUAUGUACUGGAAGGCAACUAAUGCUGCUCCGUUGGAUAAGAUCCUUCAUGGAAGUGUUGGCUAUCUCACUCCACGGAGUGGGGGUCAUUUAAUGAACAUGAAAUACUAUGCCUCUCCUUCUGAUCUGCUGGAUGAUAAGACUGCAUCUCCUGUCAUUUUACAUGAAAAGAAUGUUCCUCGAUCUUUGGGCAUGAAUGCAUCAGUAACAAUUGAAGGAACAUCUGCUAUGUACAAACUCCCAAUUGCCCCAUUAAUUAUGGGGUCCCAUCCAGUUGACAAUAAAUGGACCCCUUCUUUCUCCUCAGUCACUAGUGCCAACAGUGUUGAUCUUCCUGCCUGUUUCUUCUUGAAAUUUCCCCAGCCAAUCCCAGUAUCUAAAGCGUUUGUUCAGAAACUGCAGAACUGCACAGGAAUCCCAUUGUUUGAGACUCCGCCGACUUACAUUCCACUCUAUGAGCUCAUCACUCAGUUUGAGCUGUCAAAGGAUCCAGAUCCCCUGCCCUUGAAUCACAACAUGCGGUUUUAUGCUGCACUUCCAGGUCAGCAGCACUGCUAUUUUCUCAAUAAGGAUGCUCCUCUUCCAGAUGGCCAAAGCCUGCAGGGAACACUGGUUAGCAAAAUCAUGUUUCAGCAUCCUGGCCGAGUUCCUCUUAUCUUGAAUAUGAUCAGACACCAAGUGGCUUAUAACACCCUAAUUGGAAGCUGUGUCAAAAGAACUGUUUUAAAAGAAGACUCUCCUGGGCUCCUCCAGUUUGAAGUGUGUCCACUCUCAGAGUCUCGCUUCAGUGUAUCUUUUCAGCACCCUGUGAAUGACUCCCUUGUGUGUGUGGUAAUGGAUGUGCAGGACUCAACACAUGUGAGCUGUAAACUCUACAAGGGGCUGUCAGAUGCACUCAUCUGUACAGAUGACUUCAUUGCCAAAGUUGUUCAAAGAUGUAUGUCCAUCCCUGUGACGAUGAGGGCUAUCCGGAGGAAGGCUGAAACCAUACAGGCUGACACCCCAGCACUGUCCCUCAUUGCAGAGACAGUCGAAGACAUGGUGAAAAAGAACCUGCCCCCGGCUAGCAGCCCAGGGUAUGGCAUGGCCACAGGCAACAACCCAAUGAGUGGUACCACCACACCAACCAACACCUUUCCGGGGGGUCCCAUUACCACCUUGUUUAACAUGAGCAUGAGCAUCAGAGAUCGGCAUGAGUCGGUGGGCCAUGGGGAGGACUUCAGCAAGGUGUCUCAGAACCCAAUUCUUACCAGUUUGUUGCAAAUCACAGGGAACGGGGGGUCUACCAUUGGCUCGAGUCCGACCCCUCCUCAUCACACGCCGCCACCUGUCUCUUCGAUGGCCGGCAACACCAAGAACCACCCGAUGCUCAUGAACCUUCUUAAAGAUAACCCUGCCCAGGAUUUCUCAACCCUUUAUGGAAGCAGCCCUUUAGAAAGGCAGAACUCCUCUUCCGGAUCACCCCGGAUGGAAAUAUGCUCGGGGAGCAACAAGACCAAGAAGAAGAAGUCAUCAAGAGUACCACCUGACAAAUCCAAGCACCAGACUGAAGAUGAUUUUCAGAGAGAGCUCUUCUCAAUGGAUGUCGACUCACAGAACCCUAUGUUUGAUGUCAGCAUGACAGCUGAUGCGCUGGAUACACCUCAUAUCACUCCAGCUCCAAGCCAGUGUAGUACUCCCCCAACAACUUACCCACAACCAGUACCUCACCCCCAACCUAGUAUUCAAAGGAUGGUUCGACUAUCCAGUUCAGACAGCAUUGGCCCAGAUGUAACUGAUAUCCUUUCAGACAUUGCAGAAGAAGCAUCAAAGCUUCCCAGCACUAGUGAUGAUUGCCCACCCAUUGGCACCCCUGUUCGAGAUUCUUCAAGCUCUGGGCAUUCUCAGAGUGCCCUCUUUGACUCUGAUGUCUUUCAAACUAAUAAUAAUGAAAAUCCAUACACUGAUCCAGCUGACCUUAUUGCUGAUGCUGCUGGAAGCCCCAGUAGUGAUUCUCCUACCAAUCAUUUUUUCCCUGAUGGAGUAGAUUUCAAUCCUGAUUUAUUGAACAGCCAAAGCCAAAGUGGUUUUGGAGAAGAAUAUUUUGAUGAAAGUAGUCAAAGUGGGGAUAAUGAUGAUUUCAAAGGAUUUGCAUCUCAGGCUCUAAAUACUUUGGGGAUGCCAAUGCUUGGAGGUGAUAAUGGGGAGACAAAAUUUAAGAGCAGUAGCCAAGCUGACACAGUUGACUUCAGUAUUAUAUCAGUAGCUGGUAAGGCUUUGGGUCCUGCAGACCUUAUGGAGCACCACAGUGGUAGUCAGAGUCCUUUAAUGGCCACCGGAGAAUUGGGGAAAGACAAAGCUCAGAAGAGGGUAAAGGAAGGUAACGGUACUGGUGCUAGCAGUGGGUCAGGCCCUGGGUUAGACAGCAAACCAGGCAAGCGCAGCCGAACUCCUUCCAAUGACGGGAAGAGCAAAGAUAAGCCUCCAAAGCGGAAAAAGGCAGAUCCUGAGGGGAAGUCUCCAUCUCACAGUUCUAAUAGACCUUUCACCCCACCUACCAGUACAGGCGGGUCCAAAUCUCCAGGCAGUUCAGGAAGGUCUCAGACUCCCCCAGGGGUUGCUACCCCACCCAUUCCCAAAAUCACUAUUCAGAUUCCCAAGGGAACAGUGAUGGUGGGGAAGCCCUCCUCUCACAGUCAGUAUGCCAGCAGUGGUUCUGUGUCCUCCUCUGGCAGCAAAGGCCACCACAGCCACUCCUCCUCCUCCUCCUCCUCCUCUGCUUCCACCUCAGGCAAGAUGAAAAGCAGUAAAUCGGAAGGCUCAUCAAGUUCCAAGCUGAGUGGCAGUAUGUAUUCUAACCAAGGGUCCUCUGGAUCCAGCCAGUCCAAAAAUCCAUCUCAGACUGGGGGAAAGCCAGGCUCCUCCCCCAUUACCAAACAUGGACUGAGCAGUGGGUCCAGCAGUGCUAAGAUGAAACCUCAAGGCAAGCCGUCAUCACUUAUGAAUCCUUCUGUAAGUAAACCAAACAUAUCCCCUUCUCACUCAAGGCCUCCUGGAGGCUCAGAUAAGCUUGCCUCUCCAAUGAAGCCUGUUCCUGGGACCCCCCCAUCCUCUAAAGCCAAGUCCCCUAUCAGUUCAGGUUCUGGUGGCUCUCAUACGUCAGGAACUAGUUCAAGCUCUGGCAUGAAGUCAUCUUCAGGGUCAGGGUCCUCGGGCUCAUUGUCUCAGAAAACUCCCCCAGCAUCUAAUUCUUGUACACCAUCUUCCUCCUCAUUUUCCUCAAGUGGUUCUUCCAUGUCAUCCUCUCAGAAUCAGCAUGGAAGUUCCAAAGGGAAAUCUCCUAGUAGGAAUAAGAAGCCUUCUUUGACAGCUGUCAUAGACAAACUGAAGCAUGGGGUUGUUACCAGUGGGCCUGGGGGUGAGGAUCCAGUGGACAGUCAGAUGGGAGUGAGCACAAAUUCUUCUAACCAUCCCAUGUCCUCCAAACAUAACGUGUCAGGAGGGGAGUUCCAGAGCAAGCGGGAGAGAAGCGAUAAAGACAAAUCAAAGGUCUCUACUUCUGGAGGCUCAGUGGAUUCUUCUAAGAAGACCUCAGAGUCAAAAAAUGUGGGGAGCACGGGUGUGGCAAAAAUUAUUAUCAGCAAACAUGAUGGAGGCUCCCCUAGCAUUAAAGCCAAAGUGACUCUACAGAAACCAGGAGAAAGUAGUGGAGAAGGGCUCAGGCCACAGAUAGCCUCUUCAAAAAACUAUGGUUCUCCAUUGAUCAGUGGUUCCACUCCAAAGCAUGAACGUGGUUCUCCCAGCCAUAGUAAGUCACCAGCGUAUACACCCCAGAAUGUGGACAGUGAAAGUGAGUCAGGUUCCUCUCUAGCAGAGAAAUCUUACCAGAACAGCCCCAGCUCAGAUGACGGUAUCCGACCACUGCCAGAAUACAGCACUGAGAAGCACAAGAAGCACAAAAAGGAAAAGAAGAAAGUCAAAGACAAAGACAGAGACAAAGACAGAGACAAGAAAAAAUCUCACAUCAAGCCAGAGAAUUGGUCUAAGUCACCCAUUUCUUCAGAUCAGACAUUGUCUAUGACAAAUAACCCAAUCUUAUCUGCAGACAGGCCUUCAAGGCUUAGCCCUGACUUUAUGAUUGGGGAGGAAGAUGAUGAUCUUAUGGAUGUGGCCCUGAUUGGCAAUUAAGAACCUUAUUUUCUAAACAUAUGUCCAGAGAAGAAACUAAUGAUACAUUUACAUGUAAACCAACACAAGGGGUGAGUCAGACAGGCCUGAUCUGUAAGAUUGCUGAUGGGCAUGGCCUCUACACCAAGCUGGGUACAUUUAUACAAGUAUAUCUAAACCCUGCUAAAGGGACCAUGGGGUUGGUUGUUCAACAAGUCAUAUUUCUUUGCCAGAAAGAAAUGUUAAAAAAUACUUGCUUAAGAAAGGGAGGGGGUGGGAAAGGUUAUAGAGAGGGAAGGGUGGGAAAACUGUUGUGGGAAAUAUUCAUAUAUAUUUUUUCUCCCUUUUUCCAUUUUCAGGACAUGCUUUAAACUCAUUUUAGUGCAUGUAUUUGAAGGGCUGGGCAGAAAAUGAAAAAAGCAAUACAUUCCUUGAUGCAUUUGCAUGAAGGUUGUUCACCUUUGGUAGUUGUCCAUUGGAAGCAUGGGCAAGGGAAGGACUUUGGCAGUUUUGGACACUGCAAGCAAUGUUUGGUGUCUGUUUCUUAGGAGUGAUUGGGGGAGGGAAAAUUAUUUUAGCUAUUUAUUUGUAAUAUUUUAAUCCUUAAUGUUUGUUUUUAUGCAAUGUUUGUUCUUCAAUCUAUGGAGGUUAUGGUUCACAGUGAUAGGCAGGAAGGGCAACGUUUGUUUGGUGGUGGGGAACUCGCAGUUUUUGUUAAUGCUGCAGCAUCAAAGCCCGCACAGGCUGAUCAGAGCCUGUCUUUGAAUUAAAUAGAAAAACCAAAACUAUUAUCUUUGGAGGUUUUUCACAGGGUUCAGACAUCAUAGGAAUAAUAGGAGUUACCUCCCUAUGCAGUUAAAAGAUUUAUCUUUUUUCCUUAAAAAGGAAGGGUGGCUUUGGGGGGUAUAAAUAUGUUUUCAGAUUCUAUACCCUAUGGUAUGAAAACCAUUACAGAAUUAAUAGUUCUCCUAGUUCCACAAUGUGCCAAAAGUCUACAUCCCAGCAUUUUGUUUGCAGGAGAGCUGAUGCCAUCCCUAAGAGCUGGACUCUUUGUUUCUCUUCAUCACAAGGAGGAGGAGUUCAGA
Molecule: messenger RNA, 6011 nt
Organism: Onychomys torridus (southern grasshopper mouse)
Lineage: Eukaryota; Metazoa; Chordata; Mammalia; Rodentia; Cricetidae
Gene: Med1
Product: mediator complex subunit 1
Exons: 17
Coding region: 217-4947 (1576 amino acids)
Biological process (GO): cellular response to thyroid hormone stimulus; regulation of transcription by RNA polymerase II
Cellular component (GO): mediator complex
Molecular function (GO): nuclear retinoic acid receptor binding; nuclear thyroid hormone receptor binding; transcription coregulator activity
Source: RefSeq, a predicted model, not a curated record